AUGGCUUCCCGUCAGAGCUCGAGGGUCGUCACCCCCACGGAAAAGGUCUUGGCCCUAGAGGCUUCCCGCCAGACCGCGGCGCGUAGGGAAGCAGGUGACUCUUCGCGCGCGUCCUUCAGGGCGGCAGGCGAUGGGCACGCGCAAAAGGUGAUGAGCUUGGGUGGAGAAGAGACUCCGGUGCAGGGGGAGGACUCCGACGCUGAGGUGGUAGCUGUGGACAACCCAUCGAGUGCGGCUCCCGCGGGCAAGAAGAAGAAGAGAGUCUCCCCGAAGUGGAGCACGUGGUCGGACUUGACGCUGAUGAAACACGCUAUCAAGCACAAGACCUGGCGAGUGGCUGGCCUGACCGACAGGGUUGAAGACAGAAAAACGAGGAGGCGGCAAAAGCAUCCGGAGCAGGGAAUACCUCCGCCGAAGACCUCGAGGGAGAAGAAGCCGAGCUGGAGAAGCUGGUGCAAUUCGCGGUAG
This is a messenger RNA of Ectocarpus siliculosus, 468 nucleotides long. The record is from the annotation of a GenBank genome assembly. NCBI's taxonomy places the organism in Eukaryota, Phaeophyceae, Ectocarpales, Ectocarpaceae.